AUGCUGCCUCCUACAAUGGAUCGUCGUGGUACAAUCGUAAUAUUCACGGUAGUAUGCAUGGCUUCUUGCGCGGUGGGUGCGACGAGUAUUUUCAACGUCAUGAGUUUUGGUGCAGUUGGUGACGGAAGAACCGAUGAUUCACAAGCAUUUUUGAGUGCAUGGAGGGGAGCAUGUGAUGGGAGGGCUAGAGGAACAACGCCAGCUGUAUAUGUACCCCCAAACAAAACCUUCCUUUUGAACCCGUUGACUUUCAACGGUCCAUGCCGAACUCGUAUGUAUUUUCUGAUUUCUGGAACUAUUAUAGCACCAAUUAAAACAAGUUCAGCAUGGAUGGGAAAACAGAGACACGUGUGGAUGUUAUUCUCUAAUGUCAACGGUCUGAUUGUCAAAGGCAAAGGAGUGAUCAACGGUCAGGGUUCAUCCUGGUGGCCUAAGACCCUUUGCUUUGAUGAUCCAGCUAAUGGACAAUUCUGCAAGGGCCCAACUGGAAUGAUAUUUCGGAGAUGUAACGGGCUUCGAUUAGAUGGAUUUACGAAAAUUAACGGGCCCGGAAGCCAUAUGUUGAUUAUGUCGAGUAAUGACGUUGUCGUCUCUAAUCUCCGAGUAAUCGCACCGGGGGAUAGCCCUAAUACUGAUGGAAUUGGCAUUUCUGGCUCAACAAAAGUGCAAGUUAGAAAUUCUUUCAUUGCAACAGGUGAUGACUGCAUUGCUAUUAGUGCGGGCUCUUCUAAUGUUGAUAUUAGUGGAAUAACAUGCGGGCCGGGCCAUGGUAUCAGCAUCGGAUCACUGGGGAGCGGAGGAUUCGACGCUGUCGAAAACGUACGUGUUCGUAACUGUACACUGAAGGAAACAAUCACUGGAGUAAGGAUAAAGACGAUACAGGGAGGAAAAGGGUAUGCAAGAAAUAUAUCAUUUGAAGGAAUAAAGUUUGUAGCAGUUGAUAAUCCAAUUCAAAUUGAACAAUUUUAUUGCCCUCUUAAGAAAAACUGCCCAACUGAUACGUCAUCAUCUGUUGCAAUAAGUGACAUAUCGUUUAUUGCAAUAAGUGGUACAUCAAUUGCAGAAAAUGGAGUAUUGGAAUAUUUUAUGAUUUUAUUAACAGUUCUGGAAUUAAGCAAUAGAAACGGGCCCCACGCAACCGCAUCCCCACCGUAUCAGUACGGGUCGUCGGUGUUUCCAUCACCGUCACCGUCACUGUCACUGUUUCUGUCACCGUCACCUUCACCGUCACCACUGCCGCCGCCCCCUCAAUGGACAUUCGAUGUCAUGAAGUUCGGUGCUGUCGGAGAUGGAAAAACCGAUGAUUCUACAGCUUUUGAAUUGACAUGGAAAGCAGCUUGCAAGGGUAUUUCAGACAAUGGUGUUAAAAUAAGUGUACCUAUUGGCAAAAAAUUCUUGGUGUCUCCUAUCAAGUUCGAAGGUCCAUGUUUAUGCCCCAACAUUACAUUUGAGAUACUAGGAAGCAUUAUUGCACAACCAAAAUCAGCAUGGAAAAAUAAGAGAUCAAGUGAAUGGAUAAUGUUUAAUAGAGUUGAAAAGCUUAACGUUGUUGGUAAUGAAGAAGGAUUAAUUGAUGGCCAAGGAGAGUCUUGGUGGCUAGAGGUAUAUACCCUCUCGAUUUUUCGUUCAUCUCGUCACCCGUCUUGA
This is a messenger RNA of Erythranthe guttata (spotted monkey flower), 1647 nucleotides long. The record is from RefSeq and is a predicted model, not a curated record. NCBI's taxonomy places the organism in Eukaryota, Viridiplantae, Streptophyta, Magnoliopsida, Lamiales, Phrymaceae.